Messenger RNA from Anopheles coustani, 1470 nucleotides. RefSeq names its product NADH dehydrogenase [ubiquinone] 1 alpha subcomplex subunit 9, mitochondrial (gene ND-39). The record is from RefSeq and is a predicted model, not a curated record. Gene Ontology annotation, cellular component: mitochondrion. Gene Ontology annotation, molecular function: protein-containing complex binding. NCBI's taxonomy places the organism in Eukaryota, Metazoa, Arthropoda, Insecta, Diptera, Culicidae. The transcript has 3 exons. Bases 77 to 1282 code for a protein of 401 amino acids.
CAAUAGACGAAAAGGCGAUUUGGAAACGAAAGAAGUGACCAGUCGGAUCCCGUAAAAUCAGAUUUUGGAUCUGAAAAUGGCAUCGCUGAUUCUGGUGAACGGGGUGCACCUGGCAAAACAACAAACCGGAUUGCUGGGGGUUGUCUGCCUGAAGGCCAACUACAGCACCGAUGCGCCGCGUAAGCUGAAGACGACCAACUUGGCCGCGAUGAAGCGCGGUACCGGUGGUCGUUCCAGCUUCAACGGCAUCGUGGCAACCGUGUUCGGUAGCACCGGAUUCUUGGGCCGCUACGUGUGCAAUAAGCUGGGCAAAAUUGGCAGCCAGGUGAUCAUUCCCUACCGGGCGGACCAUUACGAAGCGCUGCGCCUGAAGCUGGUCGGUGACCUCGGCCAGGUUCUGUUCCACCCGUACGAUCUGCGUGACGAGGAAGCGAUCUACAAGGCGGUCAAACACUCGAACGUCGUCAUCAAUCUGGUGGGGCGCGAUUGGGAGACCAAGAAUUUCUCCUUCAAAGACGUGCACGUCGAUGGCGCCAGACGGUUGGCACGCAUCGCACGCCAGGCCGGCGUGGAGAAGUUUGUACACGUUUCUAGCCUGAACGCAACGCCGACCCCGCAGCCGUUCUUUACCAAGGAGGGCAGCAAGUUUCUGUCGAGCAAGUACUACGGUGAGCAGGCCGUGCGGGAAGAGUUCCCCGAGGCGAUUGUGUUCCGUCCGUCGGACAUCUACGGCCAGGAGGAUCGGUUCCUGCGCUACUACGCGCACAUCUGGCGCCGACAGUUCCGCGCCAUGCCACUCUGGUAUAAGGGUGAGCGCACGGUCAAGCAGCCCGUGUACUGCGCCGAUCUGGCCCAGGGCAUCGUUAACGCCAUCAAGGAUUCAGACUCGCAGGGUAAGACAUACCAGGCGCUGGGACCGCGUCGCUACAAGCUGUCGGCGCUGGUCGACUGGUUCCAUCAGGUGAUGCGCAAGGAUGAGAAAUGGUGGGGUUACUAUCGGUACGAUCUGCGCUACGAUCCCACGUUCCGCGUGAAGGUCCUGCUGACGGAAAUGCUUUCACCGUCGUUCCCGAUCGGUGAUCUGCACACGGAACGCGUGGAGCGUGAGUAUCACACCGACGAGGUGCAGAAGGGUGUCCCCACGCUGGAAGAUUUGGGCGUCAAUCUGACGUACAUGGAGGAUCAGGUACCAUGGGAACUGAGACCGUACCGUGCCGCCCUGUACUACGAUGCCGAGUUGGAUGAGUUCGAGAAACCUACGCCACCACAGUACAUUCAGUAGAAGCGAUUAAAUCUAACGAACAUCUUUCGGAAGCGAACUUCUAGUACCGAGCGAGCGAAUGGUUCAUUUGUUAUAUUCUGCGGUGGUUGUUGUCAACCCAAUGUAAAAACAACUAAUUCAAACAAACGAAAAUCUAGGAGAUAAAAAUAAUAAAAAUCGUAUUGUGAUUGAAACACAAACACGCCCCA